CAAGUUUGAUCCCAAAUUGUUGUUUGUUGUGGUGGAGGUGGUGGUAGUGGUGUUGGUGAGCUGUGCGCGCAGCAGCAAGAAGCGGCGCGCACAUGUAGACGCUUCACACUCCACAAAGUCUCCUUGUUCAAGAGUCAUCACCGAGGCGAGGCGAGGGGGAAAGCGAGGCGGAGUGUUGAUUCCAUCUUCAAAAAGAAACGGGAAGUAAACGGCUUUUUUCCUCCUUUGGGAGCGAAGAUGAACGCCAGCGAUGAGAAUCUGCUCAAGUCCAUCAGCAACGACGCGCUCCUCGACCUGACGCAGCGCUACGGCCAGUCAGCCUUCGGCUUUGGCGCUGGCCAUGGUGCUGGAACCCCCGGCCGCUUCCCACUCACGCCGGCUGCCGACUUCCUCAGCGGGCAGACGGCUAAGUCUAACGAGAGCGGCGGGGAGCACACCAGUGACGACGAGGACGCCUUCGACUCGCUGGAAUCCCGUAAAAGAGGCGCGCCCUUCGGGGACGACAAGCCCGGGGGUCCCCUGGCCAAGAAGUCCAAGGAGCAGCGCUCCCUGCGGCUCAGUAUCAACGCCCGUGAGAGGAGGAGGAUGCACGACCUGAACGACGCGUUGGACGGCCUAAGAGCCGUCAUCCCCUACGCCCACAGCCCGUCGGUGAGAAAACUCUCCAAAAUAGCCACUCUCCUCCUGGCCAAGAACUACAUCCUCAUGCAGGCUCAGGCUUUGGAGGAGAUGCGGCGGCUGGUGGCCUACCUCAACCAGGGACAAAGCCUCACGUCGCCCAUCCCCGCCGCCCUGGCGCCCUUCGGCCAAGCCGCCGCCGUGUAUCCCUUCUCGGGCUCGGCUCUGGCCAGCUGCGCCGAGAAGUGUUCCAACUUCUCGGGAACCCCGUCAACUCUGUUUAAACAUUGUAAUGACAAGCCUUGAUUCGCAGCCCCUCUCUUCCCCGAACUUUUUAACUGCGUAUUGCAUCCGCGUUGCUCUUUCUGUCCCUCUACUUAUUUUUUAAAUCACGCUGUGAGGAAAAUUGUGCAUAAUUCUAAUCAAGUGAUGCUGCGAUGUUCUCGUCUUAAUUUAACGGAUGCUGCAUUGGUAAACUAUUUAGGCCUUGUCACUUUCUUGCUCGCGGGCCAAUUUUCAAACAAAAGUCAAAUAUCAAUUUGAGCUAUUUUCUCUUUUAAUAGUAAUCUAUGCAAACCUCAGCAACAAUUGAGUCAGUAAAAUGUCAGUUAAUUUUCACGUCAAGUAUUACUGAAAAGUAGGACGGGAUUUACCUUAAUGAUGUUUAGAUGCCUCAUCCCUUUUCCCACAAUAUUGACUUUUUUUCUUUUUUUUCUUUCAAGGUCUUGCGCGUGUCACAUGAUUGUAUUGAGUGUACAAGUUUGGGGGGGAAAGCCGGACUGCGAUAUGGCUUCCAUUUAUGGCCUGCAAAGAAAAUGUUUUGGGGAGGGAUGGUUG
This is a messenger RNA of Syngnathus typhle (broad-nosed pipefish), 1455 nucleotides long. It is a transcript of the gene bhlhe23, whose product is annotated as basic helix-loop-helix family, member e23. The transcript has a single exon. The record is from RefSeq and is a predicted model, not a curated record. Lineage: Eukaryota; Metazoa; Chordata; Actinopteri; Syngnathiformes; Syngnathidae. Bases 238 to 924 code for a protein of 228 amino acids. Gene Ontology annotation, molecular function: protein dimerization activity.